This is a messenger RNA of Paramecium tetraurelia, 282 nucleotides long. RefSeq lists its product as uncharacterized. Lineage: Eukaryota; Ciliophora; Oligohymenophorea; Peniculida; Parameciidae. The record is from RefSeq and is a predicted model, not a curated record. The transcript has a single exon.
AUGAAUUCAACUAUCAUUAAAAUUGCGCUUGCUUAAUGUUUCAAAAUAGAUUAUAAAAAUAAAGUUUCUGAUCCUGAUCAAUAUGACAAUUUUAUUGAAUCAAAAGGACCUUAAUAUACAAUAGUUCCCAGAAGACCUAUUUCUAAAUCAUUUCAAGGUUUAAUCCUGAUUUAAUUGGUCCUUGAGCUUAUGAGAAAAAAAAUCAGUGGAUAUUACUCACUAAAGCUAGCCCAGAGUCGAUUUUACUUAAGGAGAGAAAAAUAAACAAUUUAAGAGUAUUGA